This is a messenger RNA of Octopus sinensis (East Asian common octopus), 571 nucleotides long. Its product is annotated as glutamate-rich protein 2-like. The record is from RefSeq and is a predicted model, not a curated record. Gene Ontology annotation, molecular function: protein binding. The transcript has 5 exons. Bases 116 to 454 code for a protein of 112 amino acids. Lineage: Eukaryota; Metazoa; Mollusca; Cephalopoda; Octopoda; Octopodidae.
AAAAAAAUGUUUAUUCCGUUGUCAUAACAACUGAAUAUUUUGUUAAUGUUGGUUUUGAACUGUUUCAGGAGUCUUACACUAACUUUGAAAAGUUAACUGUUCACCAAAGACGAACAUGCAAAAUGUUCCAAGCCAGUUAAUUAUGGAGUUUGUUGGAUGUCUUAUGAAUCACGAUUAUCACAAUGCCCUUAAGUUAUGCCAAAUGAGUAAGUACAAAAUGAUUCUUAUUUAUAACCCAAAUCACAAUGAUGCUCUUCAGUUCGAGCCAUUACUAAAAGAAAUGACUCAAAAAGGAGAAAGUGAGAGCAGCACUAGCAGUGAAAGCAGCAGUAGCAGCAACAGUGAUGAUGAAGAUGAUGAUGAUGAGGAGGAGGAAGACGAUGAAGAUGAUAACUGUGAGAACAGCAAUGACAAUAAAAUACAAAAAGGAAGCAAGAAUUCAACCAAGACUUGAAGAAAUUUAUUGAAGAAUAUUUGCUAAUUAUUUCAUUAGACUGAACAUCAAAUAAACAAAUGAAGAGGAAAUUUCUGUUAAAAUAUUAAACUAAAAUUUUUUUUUCUCCCUACCUUU